Messenger RNA from Quercus lobata, 1063 nucleotides. It is a transcript of the gene WRKY51, whose product is annotated as WRKY DNA-binding protein 51. Gene Ontology annotation, molecular function: sequence-specific DNA binding; DNA-binding transcription factor activity. Gene Ontology annotation, biological process: regulation of DNA-templated transcription. NCBI's taxonomy places the organism in Eukaryota, Viridiplantae, Streptophyta, Magnoliopsida, Fagales, Fagaceae. The transcript has 3 exons. The coding region runs from base 114 to 689 and encodes 191 amino acids. The record is from RefSeq and is a predicted model, not a curated record.
UCUAUAUUCUUAUAUAUUAUUUAUUUGGGAAACUCACCUAACAGGCUAUCCCCAUCUUUCACUAGCUGUACCACUUCCAUCUCCAGCUUCUUGCUGCUUGCUUAUCCAUCUCAAUGGACUACCUUGAAAACCCUAAUUCUAACCUUAGUAACACAAACCUCACUGGAAAUAGUGACCCUUGGUCUUUGGAUUUUGAGUUAUCGGAGUAUUUGAUGCUUGAGGAUCAUCAUCAUCAUCAUGCUGUGGACCAAGAUUCAACCUCACAAAGCAUGGCCUCAUCAGAACAGGUUAUGGGGGGCUCUAGUGGAUCCACUGGUGCAACAUUAAGAAACAACAACAUAAGUUGCAAAGAUGGGGUCAAGAAAAACAAGAUGGAAGCGGGUCAUAGGGUUGCAUUUAGAACAAAAUCUGAGCUAGAGGUAAUGGAUGAUGGAUUUAAAUGGAGGAAGUAUGGGAAGAAGUCAGUGAAAAACAGUCCAAACCCAAGGAAUUAUUACAAAUGUUCAAGUGGAGGAUGUAACGUGAAGAAGAGGGUCGAAAGGGACAGAGAUGACUCAAGCUAUGUGAUAACAACAUAUGAAGGAACACACAACCAUGAGAGCCCUUGUAUGGUCUAUUAUAAUCAGAUGCCGUACAUGAUUCCUAAUGGUUGGACAUCACAAGCUUCAUCCCACUCUUCUACGCCAUGAAAAACACAACUUUUUUUUCGUAGUUACUAUUCUAGACAAGGUGUUUGUACUGUACCAGAGUCAAAGAGUGUGACAGAAAUGACAUUUUGUGUAUAAUUUAUAAUGUGGAAAGAGAAUAGUAGUAGGGACUUGCUGGGAAUUUAGAACAGCUAUUGCGUAGGCAACUUGGCGUUAGGUGGGUCCACUAUGGGCUUGACUCUGACUGCACUAGUUUGGGCCUGACACUUCAGGCUCCUGGGCACCCAAAAAGAAAAUGGGGCCAGACUUAUCCAUAAACUCAGGUUUAUGGGUUUACUUUAUGUAUAUUGAAGUUAUGUACGACUUUGCAGUUUCACUUAAGAAAAGAAAUUAUGUACUCGCAUUAUAAAAUAUAA